Messenger RNA from Macadamia integrifolia, 2451 nucleotides. RefSeq lists its product as uncharacterized. NCBI's taxonomy places the organism in Eukaryota, Viridiplantae, Streptophyta, Magnoliopsida, Proteales, Proteaceae. Bases 157 to 2127 code for a protein of 656 amino acids. The record is from RefSeq and is a predicted model, not a curated record. The transcript has 11 exons.
GUUGUCUCUCUCUCCGCAUUUAUACUCCUCAAAACAUUUCUACCAAAAAAAAAAAAAAAAUCCUCAAAACAUCUCGUAGAAACCCUAACACAGUACUGAAACUAAAAUUUAGGGAUUUUUUCACGCUGUUUCUUUUUCUUUGAUGGUGGAAGGAGAAUGGCUUCGAAUAUUAUGGGUUCAUCUGAAGUCGUUCCUAUGGAGGACACUGUUCAGGCUUUGAUGGAUUAUCUGGUCGACCCAGUUUUACCCUUGAAAUCCUCUGUUCGUGAUGCUUCUUCACUCACUCAGCAACAACGGGUUGCAAAGCAGAUGCAUGCAGUGGUGAUACUUUACAACUACUAUCACAGGAGACAAUUUCCAAAGCUUGAAUUUCUAUGUUUUGAGUCAUUUUGCAAGGUGGCAGUAAACACAAAACCAAAUUUGUUGGUGCAUAUGAAACUCAUGCAAGGAUGCAAUUUUGGAGAGGGUGACCUGGACCAACAUCUAUCAAUCACGGAGAAUGUCAUUAUGGAUGCAUGCAAUAUUUGUAUAGAUUUAGAUGCUUCAAAAGAUGGUCCUAGCAUGGAGGGAUGGCCCAUUUCUAAAGUAACUGUUUUUCUAAUUGACUUCAUGAAAAAGAACUGUUUGCUGCGUUUUGGCUCCAUAACCGAUGGUGUUUGGUCACUGAUAGAAAAGGACCUUGAUGACCUCAAUCCCCCAUCUGAGGGCAUUUUGGAGGCAAAAGAUAGUAACAAAAGGAAAAGAAUCACUAAAAGGUCUUUCAGGGAUGAACUGAGUGCUGAGGAGUCUGGAUUUUAUCAACUUGCAUUUUCAGCUGUUAAAGAAAGGACAAAGAUUGAUCAGACUGAUCUUAUGGUUUUGGAAAGCCAUGUUGUUUACUCAAUAACCAAAAGGAAGACAGCUGCUUGGUUUUAUAUAAUGCAAUGUACAAAGCCGAUCAAUGAGGAUAUCAUUCAAGUUCCUAUAAAGGAUGCUAUUAACAGUUUGCAGGGCCCCUUGGUGAAGAAGAUUUCCAGCACUUACAUUGUAACCCCUGCUGUUGAAUAUUUCCAUUUAUUGCCAUAUGCUGGGAUUAUUUCAGACUGGCUUUCCAGGAAGGAGGAUCCAAAUAGGUCAUCACUUUUACAGUUGGGGCCAGAAAAUGUAAAUAUAGGUUCUUAUCCGACUGCAAGAAAAGCAUCCUCUAUUGAAGUGAAUCACAGCAGUGAUAUAUUUAACAUGGCACAUUGUAUGGAUGGCAAAAGAAUCGACAAAAUUGAUGGAACUCUAGACCAAAAGGAAAUUGACAAAGGAAGGAGUAUUCCAAGGAAAGUUCCGGCUGACCAUCUCGAGGGAAAGAUCAUAGCCUCCAGUGAAGAUGAUUUGGGUUUUACCAGAAGCAAUUCCAAAGAUAAGGUGGAGGUGCUUGAUCCUAUGGUUAAGCCAUGUGGCAAAGAAAACACAGGUGUAAAGGUUGCUGAUGAAAAUGAUAUGUGGAAUUUUCACUUGCAUGGUUGUGAAGCAACACCCAUAAGAGAUCAUCUGUUUGUCCCUUUGAAGUCCAAUGGGCAAGAUCCUGAGAAAAUCCAAGCUGUAAUGGCAUCAAAGGGAGAUGAAUUGUUACGGACUGCUUUGAAAUUGCUUCAGAAAAAACGAGAUGAUCUGGUUACUCUGUCUCAACAGAAAUGUGACCUGGAAGAUGACAUUGCUCAAUGUGAGAAGAUCCUCCAGACAAUUUUAAGUGGUGGUGAAGAUGAUUUGAUAUUAAAGAUAGAGUCCAUACUGGAAGUUUGUAGGGUUGCAUGUUCAAGAGGGACGACUACCCGAACUUAUGGUCCAACCCAGCUACAUGUGGAGAAGCAAAGUUCAUCUCAAUCCCUUGAUAGCAGGAGAUUGUCUGAGGCCAUUCUUAAUUUACAGGAUCCAUGUCAGGAGUUGGAUGCUAUAUGCCAACAGAACAACUGGCUAUUACCAAGAUAUAGUUUAUCUCCAUCAGGUGGCGGCUACCGUGCCAAUGUAAUAGUGAAAGGAGUGGACUUUGAUUGUCCUUGUGGUGGGGAUGUACAGGCUAACCCCAGGGAAGCUAGGGCAUCAGCGGCAUCAAAUGUGCUGAGACAAUUACGUAUAAUGGCGGGUCAAGUGCAGUAAUUCAUUCUUUAGACACUAAGUUGAAUAUAUAGACUCCCAUUAGGUCGGACAAAUCUUGUUCCUUGUGAUGGAACUUUUGUAGCAUUUGUAAACUACCCAGCGUGAUAUACUGGUAGGAUCUUGUUUUUAGGUUUUUCACGACACUACCAACAAAUAUGGAAUGACCAGCAUGGAUUCAGUCGUGUGUAUGAGGUAUUCAUUUUACUUGGCAACCUGAUCAGUUGUAGUGUACUAGGAAGUGAGUUGCCUAAAUCCACAUUUAGCCAUGGAAAAUCUAUGCUUACAAAAGGACAUUCACAUCCUUACGCAUUUUUUUUCUUAUCA